CUAGAUCAUUUUCAACUUUCACACCUUUCAAAUCCUGUUACAAGCUACUUUCAAAUCAUGAAAUAUCUUCUGAGCAUUUGUCUUGUUGUUAUGCUGGCACAUUUGGCAAUUUCUGCCCCAUUGCAAAGUGAAUUAAUGGAGUUAUUGGACAGCAGAGAUGAGGGAUUGAUGGAAACUCUUCUACUGAAAGAAUUAUUGCAGAAGCGAAGUAUCAGUAGAAGUAAGUGCAGAGCUUGCAAACAUACCAAUUCUGGUCGUUGUGCUGGAUACGAAGGAAUUUGUGCUGAAUACUAUGAUAUACAUAUCUAA
Messenger RNA from Dimorphilus gyrociliatus, 309 nucleotides. The record is from the annotation of a GenBank genome assembly. Lineage: Eukaryota; Metazoa; Annelida; Polychaeta; Dinophilidae.